AUGCCGCAGGGUGAAACAUUCUAUCGCGCUGUCUCCCAAGUGCUUUUCAUAUCACAGGCUUAUGGUCUGCUGCCUGUGAGUAAUAUACGCGCCCUGGACAUAGAGCAAAUUCGGUUCAAAUGGCUUACUCCACGCGUCUUUUAUUCGGCAAUCAUUUUCAUGCUCAAUCUGAUUGAAUUUGGAGCCGUAUUGAAUCGUGUCAUCAGCGUUGGCGUCACCUUCCACACGUCCAGUUCGCUGGCACUCUACAUUGUUUGCAUGUUGGAGCACCUGUUCUUCUGGAAAUUGGCAUUCAAUUGGCACAGUAUCAUGCGCCACUGGUACCGCGUGGAGCAGCUCUUUCUAAGCGUGCCCUAUCGCUUCUAUGACGAGUACAACAUGAAGCGACGCAUCAACAUUGUUGUGGGUCUCAUUAUGUCAUCUGCUUUAGUGGAGCACUGCCUGCUGCUGGCCAACUCAUGUCACUUAAGCAAUCUGGAGCGCACGCAAUGCAACAUUAAUGUCAGCUACCUGGAAAGCAUAUACAAGUGGGAGCGCCCACAUCUCUACAAUAUACUGCCCUACCAUAUCUGGCUGCUGCCUUUGCUGGAGUGGGUUAAUGAGACGAUCGCCUAUCCGCGCUCCUUCACCGACUGCUUCAUCAUGUGCAUUGGCAUUGGGCUGGCUGCACGUUUCCAUCAGCUACAUCGGCGCAUUGCCGCCGUGCAUCGAAAGGUGAUGCCAGCCAUAUUUUGGACGGAGGUGCGACAUCAUUAUCUGGCUCUGAAGCGUCUAGUGCGUCUGCUGGACGCUGCUGUAGCUCCGCUCGUGCUCUUGGCCUUUGGAAAUAAUAUGUCAUUCAUAUGUUUUCAGUUGUUCAAUAGUUUCAAAAACAUUGGAGUCGAUCUCAUUGUCAUGCUAGCCUUCUGGUACUCGUUAAUCUUUGCCAUCAUACGCACUGCUCUAACCAUAUUUGUCGCAUCAUCAAUCAACGAUUUCGAGCGCAAAAUUAUCACAGCCCUUCGUGAUGUGCCCGCUAAAGCGUGGACCACAGAGGUGCAGCGCUUCAGCGAACAGCUUGGCAAUGAUAUGACCGCUAUAUCUGGUAAUGGGUUCUUCUAUGUCACCCGGCAACUGGUGCUGUCCAUGGCUACCACAAUUAUCACGUAUGAGCUCAUGAUCUCGGAUGUUAUUAACCAGGCAGCAAUACGGCAAAGGACCGUCUAUUGCUGAAUCAUAACAAAAAUGCCCAUCAAGUACUUUUGUG
Molecule: messenger RNA, 1246 nt
Organism: Drosophila hydei
Lineage: Eukaryota; Metazoa; Arthropoda; Insecta; Diptera; Drosophilidae
Gene: Gr64b
Product: gustatory receptor for sugar taste 64b
Exons: 7
Coding region: 1-1212 (403 amino acids)
Biological process (GO): sensory perception of sweet taste; detection of chemical stimulus involved in sensory perception of taste
Cellular component (GO): membrane
Molecular function (GO): sweet taste receptor activity
Source: RefSeq, a predicted model, not a curated record